AUGGAUGAAGUGAAGCAGAAUUUGCAAAAUCUAAAGGAGGAUUUAGAGAAGCUGAAGGAUAUAAAGGAGCCAUAUGUUUGCAAAGAAGGGGAAAAAACACCGACUGUGGAGGAAUAUCUACAGCAGCUGAAUAAUCAAGACAUACCAAUAAAGCAUAGAGGACGCUCCCGAGAACACAAAGUCUCCCGAUUUUACUAUAAGCUUCGAGAAAGCUUGAAAGGCCCUUUCAAAAAACAGACAAAUCAUCACCGCGAAAUAUCACCAGAGGAAGCUCAAAAAGACGACACACUAAGCAUUUAUCCUCCGCAGACAACGCUUACCGAAGAAACACAGGAAGAAGCUGUUCAAGGUGGGUCAGACUCGCUAGCUCAUAGAUUCAGCAGAAUCAGUCGCGCAAGUAGGCGAAGCGAGGAAUCGGUCCUGCUUUCCCAACAAAGAUCCCUGUCACGUUAUAGCUCGGUAAUUCGAUAUCCGUCAUCGGUUGUUGAGGUUUACAUUGGAGGGGACUUAUUUGAUAAUCACAGUGACUUCAACAGACAAUUUAGUUUUGCACGGCCCAGAUCGACAAACGGCAGCGACGAUAAUUAUUCGAUGGCUUCGCUGGUGAUUCCGGGAUCUCAGACAGUGCCGAUCAGACGAGAUUCCAUUACUGCUUUCAAUGCUUCGAGUCGUCGGAGCAGCAGACUUUACAGACAUCUCUCACGAACACUGGCCGACAUUGAGCAGGGAUCGGGGUCCACGUCGAACGAGGAGGGGCAGCCGGAGCGGACACACACCAGGGAAACGCGUUCCACAGGUGUUUAUUCGUUGAUAUCAGACCCCACCUCUGGGCUGCGCGCGGAUAGAUCGAUAGAACCUCCAAUCGGAGACGAGGGAUCGGCGCCAUGUUCGACGCGCACGUUCAACUACAUAUCGGCUUUCACGAACGUGUCGUUGGGGCAUCAUUCCCAAGAAGCGCUAGAGUCUAGCAUUAAUUUUGACGACGAGGAUGAAGAUGAUCAAGGUUCAUACUAUUCAAUUCUGCAAUCUCCACCACAUUUCCAUCGUGAUACAAGUGUACCGCCUCAUCUUUACGUUUAA
This is a messenger RNA of Ogataea parapolymorpha DL-1, 1080 nucleotides long. RefSeq lists its product as uncharacterized. Lineage: Eukaryota; Fungi; Ascomycota; Pichiomycetes; Pichiales; Pichiaceae. The transcript has a single exon. Bases 1 to 1080 code for a protein of 359 amino acids. The record is from RefSeq and is a predicted model, not a curated record.